AUGAAGACCCAAUCUAUGCUUCUCGCCGCUCUGGCCUCGGCCCCUGUUGCCCUUGCCCACACCGUCUUCACCGACUUCUUCGUCGAUGGCAUGCCUCAAGGUGAUGGUGUUGCCAUCCGCAUGAACCCCAACGCUGCGAAAGCCAGCAGCCCCAUUGCCAGUCUCGAUAGCGAGGACAUGGCCUGCAAUGUCGGUGGUACCAAAGGAGUCUCCCGCGUCCAGCCCGUUAAGGAUGGUGCCCUGCUCACGUUCGAGAUCCGUUCAUGGCCCAACGACCCUAGCAAGGAGCGCCUUGACCGUGGCCACAAGGGUCCUUGUGCCGUUUACCUGAAGAAGGUUGCCGAUGCUAGCACCGACAAGGCUGCUGGUGAUGGCUGGUUCAAGAUCUUCGACCAUGGCUACGACGCGUCCACAGACCGCUGGUGCACUGACGAGAUCAUCGACAACAAGGGUCUGUUGAACGUGAACCUUCCCAAGGGCCUUGAGGGAGGUGAUUAUCUUGCCCGCCCCGAGAUCCUUGCUCUCCAUGCCGCAAACGACAAUGACCCUCAGUUCUACACUGGUUGCGCGCAGAUCUUCCUUGAGAGCAGCGGAAACCUAGUACCUGAGAGCACUGUUUCCAUCCCUGGCUACGUGAAGUACGGUCAGCCGUCUACUGACUUCAAUAUCUACAACACACCCGGCAGCGAAUACGUGGUCCCUGGCCCCAAGGUCGCCAAGCUCACAGCUGGCAGCACACAAAAGGCCUCGACCACUCAAGCCGAUGGUCUGAAGCCCGAGGGCUGCAUCAUGGAGAACGCAAACUGGUGCGGCAAGGAAGUCCCUUCGUACGAUACGGAGAAGGGCUGCUGGGCCUCUGCCACAGAUUGCUGGGACCAGAGCGAUGUGUGCUUCAACACUAGCCCCGCAACCGGCAACGCAGGCUGCAAGAUCUGGCAGGACAAGUGCAAGGACAUCAAUGCUCAAUGCACAGCUAUGAACUUCAAAGGUCCCCCUAACAAGGGCAAGAUCCUUACUCCCGUUAAGAAGAGCAUUGAUGUUGGCAAGAUCAUGGCCACUGUAGGUGGUGGUGUCGUGGAUGCUGCGCCAAAGACUAGCUCGGUGAAGAAGGAAGAGAAGGUUGCGAAAGCUACUCCUACGCCUGUAGCUGACAAGCUUACACCUGCUGCACCCAUGCCUACAGUGGACGACCAGUACGAGAGCCCCCCUAUCGUUGAGGCCUCGGCUGCUCCUCCGGCGCCCACAAAGCCAACCACCUUUUCCAAGGUGCCCGUCUCUACCAUUACCGUCGGUCCUUCGUCUGCGAACGCGCCUGCGCCGACUGAGGCGUCGUGCCCCAAGGGAUGGAAGUGCGUCACUGUGACGGAUGUUGAGGUUGUUACCACGACAAUUUACGUGACUGCUACUGCCUUGUAA
Molecule: messenger RNA, 1416 nt
Organism: Alternaria atra
Lineage: Eukaryota; Fungi; Ascomycota; Dothideomycetes; Pleosporales; Pleosporaceae
Exons: 3
Coding region: 1-1416 (471 amino acids)
Source: RefSeq, a predicted model, not a curated record